Messenger RNA from Meloidogyne enterolobii, 2906 nucleotides. The record is from the annotation of a GenBank genome assembly. Lineage: Eukaryota; Metazoa; Nematoda; Chromadorea; Rhabditida; Meloidogynidae.
UUUUUUUUUCAGCCACGCAAAAUGCGAUGGAACGUCGAAGCUAUCGACCAUAUCUUCGACAAAAUGGGACAGAUUCUGUUGACAAAUUUUUAAAAAAUAUUAAUUCAACUAAUCAUAAUAAUGAAAGAUACACUUCAAAAUUCCCUACGGAUGGUUUGGAUGGCGCUGGAACUUCAAAAUAUCCUUCAUACUCCACUUAUGUUGGGAAAUACUCUCCAUCGAUACGAAAUACAGCAUCAAGUUCUGCUGCUCCAGGAAACUAUUCAACCCGUUAUGAUGCCCCUACUGCUGAAAGGAGACGCCCGUCUGGGGUUCCAUUGUAUAAUUUGGCGAAAAAUUCAACUUACAAUGCCGAGAAUUAUGGUGCUAAUGGGAGCAGUCGUUUUGCUCAAGGCGGGUACAAUGACUAUGGUUCGCAGCGGACAGGCUCAAUUCCCACGGUGCGAGAUGGGGCAAAAAAACACAAGUCGGCCUUAAAAUCAUUACGUUCUUUCUUUAAGAGGCACCUGACUGGAGGGAGCAGAGGCAGAAGGGAUCUGUCGGCUACACCUAUAAACACUCGAUUCUCCUCUACACAAAAUGUCAACGGCCACCUUCCUUAUGCUGCUACAACCACCCAUCGGCGUUCAUCAUCCUCCUCCAUUGGAUUUAGCAACGAGAAUCGGCCACAUCAAUCUUCUUCAGCAUUUAAAAUUUCUAGAGAUUCCAUUGUUAAACGUUCCUCUACUGUUUUACCUUUUAAUAAUGGUGAUUACUCGCGUCCCUCAACUGUUGAUUCUAUUGAUUCAUCAAUAAAAGAGGUGCAAAGAAGAACGGGAGACAUUUCCAUAUCAAAAGCUGAUAUUUCCAAACGUCCUCCUUUACCUUCUACUACAAAAUUUACACCUAAUAAACAUCCUUCAGUGCCUAUACCAGAUACUUCCAUUCUUAUUUCUGAUAGACAAUUAGCUCAAAAAAGACCUACUAUUACUCCCGAUGAAAGAUCACCUACAAUAAUUUGUGAUAGAAAUCCGAAAACAAUUAUUCCGUGCUUGAGAGGUCUUUUAAAUCACGGGAAUACUUGUUAUUUCUCUGCCAUCAUCCAGUGCCUUGCAGCUUGUGAGCGAUUCGCAGAAUUUCUGAUUUGUAAUGAUUCUGAGUUUUCUGAUCUUGCAAAUAGAGAUGAUGAGGAUGGUCUUUAUAAAUCAUUCGUUUCCACACUUCGCUGUCUUUGGUUCAACAACCCCAAUGCCGACUCUUUUUGCUUGAAAACUCUUAGAUUUAUUGGACAAGCUAAUCCACUGUUUAUUAUUUCUCAUCAACAGACAUAUAAAUCUGAGGAAGAGUUGGCCAGUGAUGCAUUAGAGAAAAUUAGUGGUUCUCACGAAUCUACAGUUAUGGAUUUGUUUAGAGGGCAAUUCCGAACUGCACUGAAAUGUACUAAUCCGGGUUGUGGUUUUACCAAUUUGUCAUUUGAGCCAUAUCUUUGUAUUUCGUUAAGUGUUCCAUUGGCAAAAAAACUUCACCAUUAUUCUGUACUUCUUUUCUCCUUCCAUCCAACUCGCGAGAUCAUCCGUUUUUAUUUUGCCGUUCCGGAAACAUCUUUAAAUGUUAGGCAUUUUAAAAAUAAAAUAAUGGAACGUAUGAAUGGUUCAUCAGAAGAAUUGUUUUUGUUAUGGGAACCUUGCCAAACUGUGAACGGUAAUAUUCUGGAAAAGUUUAAAUAUUUUAAUUUUAGUUUUGAAAAUCCUUUCGUGGCACUUUUAAAUCGACAAUGGAAUUAUGCUGUUAUCAGUAAUUUUUUAUUACAAAAAUGUGAACGUCUUCUUCCUCGUCAUUUCUCUAUUUUGCCGCAAGACUAUAAUAUUUUUGUUCAAAGUCGUGAUAAUUCAUUGCAAGUUCUUCAUCCUCAAACAAAGAGACCAUUAUUUAGUGAUUUUGUGGAAAGAAUUUUAAAUGACGUUGACAAUCCUAAAAAAGUUUUGCGAAUAAUUAUUGAAUGGGAUUUGUCUUUGAAACAACGAUUUUUGUCUUAUGUUGUGCCUGAGCCCAUUCUUAAUGAUUAUUCUUUUUAUCGUAAGGUGGAGAGUUCUGAUUAUGAUUCUAAACAAUCUACAAUUUCGCUAACAAAUUUGCUUGAUCAAUUCGUCGGAUGUGAAUCUAUACGUGAUUGGACAUGCCCAAAUUGUGCAAAAUCGCCAGGAUCCAUGGAACUCCGUUUCCAUUCAUUACCCGAUGUUCUUGUUUUCCAUCUCAAGCGUUUUGAAUUGUUGUCUGAAACUGUCACAAAAAAGAUUGAUAGCCGUGUUAAAAUACCGCUUGAGAAACUUGAUAUGAGUCCUUAUGUUUAUAGUCAGUAUUCAAAGUCAAGUACCUUACCUAAGAAUAAAAAAGGAGGAAAUAAAACAUUUAAUUAUGUUGAAAAGAAUUCAAUGAUUUACGAUUUGGCGGGUGUAAUUUAUCAUUAUGGAGAGAGGACUAAUUCUGGGCAUUACACUGCUGCUACACUAAAUCCUGUUGACGGAAAAUGGCGAAUAUUUGACGAUUCUCGCGUUUCAACUCUCGCUGAAUCUGUUACCGGAUCAAGUGAACUUGAAAUUUCUUCUCGCUCUUAUUUACUUUUCUACCAACGGCAACCUUAUUUACAACGAAAGUUAACUUGGUUUCCUCAAAAUGUUCCAGAGCAUAUUAUAAAGAAAUACCAAAAAAAGGAGUAUUCUGAAAAUGUUGAUCGUUCUUAUGCAAAUGGAAAUUCGAUAUUUUAUAAGGACAACAGUGAUCCAACAUUAAAAGAAAGUUAUCUAAAAUCGCCUACAAAGUCUUUGACGCAAGAGAGAAUAAUUCCAAUUAUACGAGAAACACGUGCAGGUCCAGCGGUUGGAUAUGUCCCUGAAUUUACAUCAUCAUAUAAUAACCGUAACUUCUAG